AUGGCUCCUUCCAACGGCGAUGCGAUCAACGGCGCGGCGCGGCCGCCUGUGCCAAUCCUCCAGGCGCCGAAGCUGAGCGUCAAGAUUUCGGCCACGGAGCUGAUCGGCAACACCCCGCUCGUGCGGCUGAACAAGAUCCCCCAAUCGCUCGGCAUCGAGGCCGAGGUCUACGCAAAGGUCGAGCUGUUCAACGCCGGCGGAAGCGUCAAGGACAGGAUAGCGCUGCGCAUGAUUGAGGAGGCCGAGAAGAGCGGGCGCAUCAAGCCCGGCGACACUCUGAUCGAGCCUACAAGCGGCAACACCGGCAUCGGCCUUGCCCUCGUCGGCGCCAUCAAGGGCUACAAAACCAUCAUCACGCUUCCUGAGAAGAUGUCGGCCGAGAAGGUCUCUGUUCUGCGAGCCCUGGGCGCCACCAUCAUCCGAACCCCCACCCAGGCCGCCUGGGACAGCCCGGAGAGCCACAUUGGCGUGGCGAGGCGCCUGCUGAAGGAGAUCCCAGACUCGCACAUCCUUGACCAGUAUACCAACCUGGACAACCCGCUCGCGCACGAGUACGGGACUGCCGAGGAGAUCUGGGCGCAGACGGGCGGCAAGGUUACGGCGGUCGUCGCCGGCGCGGGGACGGGCGGCACCAUCACGGGGCUGGCCCGCGGGCUGCGGAAACACGACAAGAACAUCAAGGUGGUGGCGGCCGACCCGUUCGGCAGCAUCCUGGCGCUACCCGAGAGCCUCAACGAGGAAAAGGCCAACAUCCCGUACAAGGUGGAGGGCAUCGGCUACGACUUCAUCCCCGACGUGCUUGAGCGCGAGCUCGUCGACAAGUGGUACAAAACGGACGACCGCGAGUCGUUCCAGCUGGCCCGGCGGCUGAUCGCCGAGGAGGGCCUGCUGGUCGGCGGCAGCUCCGGCAGCGCCAUGGCCGCCAUGGUCCGUGCGGUCAAGGAGCUCGGGCUCGGCAAGGGCGACGUCGUGGUGGUCAUCCUGCCCGACAGCAUCCGGUCCUAUCUGUCCAAGUUCGCCGACGACGACUGGCUGGCCGCUAACGGCCUCCUGUCGGCCGACGCGGCCGACGCCGGGAACGUCAGCGGCAGCGGCGAGGGCGGCGCGGCACAGGCACUGGCCUCGCCGCAGACCCCGAGCGACCCGUACGCGGGCGCCACGGUGCGGUCGCUCCGGCUCAAGCCGGUCACGUCGGUGCUGACCGACAGCCCGUGUGCCGAGGCGAUCGAGACGAUGCGCGAGAAGGGCUUCGACCAGCUGCCGGUGCUGACGCCGACGGGCGGCAAGCUGGCGGGCCUGGUGACGCUGGGCAACAUGCUCAGCUUCAUCUCGCGCGGGCGCGCGGCGCCAAAGAGCCCCGUCGGCGAUGUCAUGUUCAACUUUGGACGCAUCGACGAGGUGGUCACGGACCCGCGCCGCUUCGGCUCCGACCUAAAGGACAAGAAGCGCAAGUUCGUCGAGAUCACCAUGGACACGCCGCUGUCGGCGCUCAGCCGCUUCCUCGAAUGGAACAGCGCCGCCGUCGUGACGGAGAAGAGGGCCGACGGCGACGGGUCCAAGCCCGUGGCCGUCGUCACCAAGGUGGAUCUGCUGACCUGGAUGAUCAAGCAGAAGCCGUAG
This is a messenger RNA of Lasiosphaeria miniovina, 1620 nucleotides long. Its product is annotated as cystathionine beta-synthase-like protein. The record is from RefSeq and is a predicted model, not a curated record. The coding region runs from base 1 to 1620 and encodes 539 amino acids. Lineage: Eukaryota; Fungi; Ascomycota; Sordariomycetes; Sordariales; Lasiosphaeriaceae. The transcript is spliced from 2 exons. Gene Ontology annotation, cellular component: cytoplasm. Gene Ontology annotation, molecular function: cystathionine beta-synthase activity.